Messenger RNA from Cricetulus griseus (Chinese hamster), 1774 nucleotides. The record is from RefSeq and is a predicted model, not a curated record. NCBI's taxonomy places the organism in Eukaryota, Metazoa, Chordata, Mammalia, Rodentia, Cricetidae.
UGUGGUAGCCGGCCGUCCUCGCGACUUUUGCGGUACCCUUCCGCCGGGUGACUCCUGUCGCGAGACUUCCUGCUCCUCUGCCGCUCCCUUUACCGUCGCCUUUGCCGGGAACCCGGACCCAGCCUCUUCCCCCACCCGGUCACCGGCCCCGGCUCCACCGAGGCCUCGGUCCCCCAGCCCCGCCUCGCCGCCGCCAUGGCGGACCCUAAAUACGCCGACCUCCCCGGCAUUGCCAGGAACGAGCCCGAUGUUUAUGAAACCAGCGACCUACCUGAAGAUGAUCAAGCAGAGUUUGAUGCGGAGCUGGAGGAGCUGACCAGCACCAGUGUGGAACACAUCAUUGUCAACCCCAAUGCCGCCUAUGACAAGUUCAAGGACAAGAGAGUGGGGACAAAAGGUCUCGAUUUCUCAGAUCGAAUUGGGAAAACCAAGAGGACAGGAUAUGAAUCUGGAGACUAUGAGAUGCUUGGAGAAGGUGUGGGCGUGAAGGAGACGCCACAGCAGAAGUAUCAGCGACUCCUGCAUGAAGUCCAAGAGCUGACAACUGAAGUGGAGAAGAUCAGGACAACUGUGAAGGAGUCAGCCAUCGAGGAGAAGCUGACCCCUGUGGUGCUGGCCAAACAGCUGGUAGCUCUGAAGCAGCAGCUGGUGGCUUCCCACCUGGAGAAGUUGCUGGGACCAGAUGCUGCCAUCAACCUCACUGACCCAGACGGAGCUUUGGCUAAGCGCUUACUGCUGCAGCUGGAAGCAACAAAGAACAGCAAAGGGACUUUAGGGGGAAGGGCCACAGGUGGGACCCCUCCAGACAGCAGCCUUGUCACUUACGAACUACAUUCUCGGCCUGAGCAGGACAAGUUUUUGCAAGCUGCCAAAGUUGCAGAACUUGAAAAGCGCCUGACAGAGCUGGAGGCCACUGUCCGCUGUGACCAGGAUGCUCAGAAUCCCCUUUCUGCAGGUCUACAGGGAGCCUGCCUUAUGGAAACUGUAGAACUGUUGCAGGCCAAGGUGAACGCCCUGGACCUUGCAGUUCUGGACCAAGUAGAGGCUCGGCUGCAGAGUGUCCUGGGAAAGGUGAAUGAGAUUGCCAAGCACAAAGCUUCUGUGGAGGAUGCAGACACACAGAGCAAGGUGCACCAGCUUUAUGAAACCACACAGCGCUGGAGUCCCAUUGCCUCCGCCCUCCCCGAGCUGGUACAGAGACUAGUCACCAUCAAGCAGCUGCAUGAGCAAGCUAUGCAGUUUGGUCAGCUCCUGACACACUUGGACACCACUCAGCAGAUGAUCGCCAGUUCCCUGAAGGACAACGCCACUCUGCUGACCCAGGUGCAGACAACUAUGCGCGAGAACUUGACCACAGUUGAGGGGAACUUUGCCAGCAUUGACGAGCGAAUGAAGCAGCUGGGGAAGUGAGCACUUGGGGAGCUGGAGAACAAAUGGGGUAACCCUUACCGGAGCUCAGUGAGAAGCUUCCACAGGGCUGCCCUUCGAGCUCACAGCCCCAUCCCACUGCACAAAGGGCAAGGGUUCUUGUUGCAUGUGGGUGUAGACCCUCCCCUGCCCUGACGAAUAGAGUGGUAGCUGGGAGCUCUUGAUGGGAGCCUGUCCUCAGGCCCAGUGGAUGAGGGUGUGGGCCCAGCCACAUGCCAGCUCAUGUCCAAUAACUGCUUUGCCUGGUGUGGGGGAGGCCUGGGCCCCGUCCUCUAGCACAGCUUCUGUGGUUGGCUGUUAAUACUGUACAACUGUUUCUGACCAUUAAAUGCUGUUGUACUGUGUA